Messenger RNA from Lathyrus sativus (Indian pea), 843 nucleotides. NCBI's taxonomy places the organism in Eukaryota, Viridiplantae, Streptophyta, Magnoliopsida, Fabales, Fabaceae. The record is from the annotation of a GenBank genome assembly.
AUGGCUUUGACAAUCUCAAACAUACUGCACUGCCCUAAAUUGAAUUCCUCUCGCAACCAUUCCCGUCCCCAAUUUUCAUCCUCUCUCAGGUUUCCCAAGAGAGCAGCAUGUAAUAAUAGGAAAAUUAUCUGUGCUUCUGCAUCUGCUGCAGGAAGUUCUAAUCCUAAUAGCGACAUAAGUCCUUAUGAGGUUCUAGGUGUAAGCCCUAUUGAGAAGUUUGACACGAUCAAAGCGGCAUAUACUAAAAAAAAGAAGGAGGCUGAGAACAAUGGCGAUGAAGAAACUGCUUCUAGACUAGAAAAGGCAUAUGACAAAGUUAUGAUGUCUCAAUUGAGUAAUCGGAAAAAAGGUCUGACUUUUGGAUCAUUUAAGGUUUCAAAGGACAUAAAGUAUGCUGACAAGCAGCCAAUUAUACCUUGGGGACCAAGGUUUGCUAAAUCCAGUGAAAAUGAUAUGCGCAUCAACUUGGCAAUAUCUGCUGCUUUUACAGCUUGGAUCGUGGUCGCUCGCAGUGCUGAAUAUAAACCUUUGCAGUUUGUAGCUUUUGCUUUUGUUUAUAGGCUUUUUGAGAAGUUAAAAUCCUUUGAAUCUCCUAAAAGCUCCACAAUUAAUGAAGAUGGUGAAGAUCCAGGAGAAGGACUGCGCAUGGGAAAGAGACUGCUCCGAUCACUGGCCUUGGUUUUUGGAUGUGUAGCUCUUUCAUCCGUGGCAUUCACUGUGGGUUUAAACAUAAUUGAGUCUGCAAGUGGUUCUAUUCCAUCUAUUCUUUAUAACAGUCAGGAGUUGAUAAUCACCGCAUCAUCAGCAGUCAUGCUUUAUAUUUUGGGAUCUUUUUAUCGAUAG